Messenger RNA from Mya arenaria, 1700 nucleotides. RefSeq names its product monocarboxylate transporter 13-like. NCBI's taxonomy places the organism in Eukaryota, Metazoa, Mollusca, Bivalvia, Myida, Myidae. The transcript is spliced from 3 exons. Gene Ontology annotation, molecular function: transmembrane transporter activity. The record is from RefSeq and is a predicted model, not a curated record. Bases 478 to 912 code for a protein of 144 amino acids. Gene Ontology annotation, biological process: transmembrane transport.
UUUACUCGUAUCAGUAUAGGGAAUCAACAGUUACAAUCAAACCGACAGGACUUUAUAUGCAUUGUGUUCUUUUAAUGCUAUCUCUAUGUAUUUAAAAACCUGCCUACAUCAAACAAGGCCUGGGUACAUCAAACUAUAAAUCUUGCAUAUGGCUGUAUGUGGAAUGGCAUGCUUUCCAAGCCAGCUUGAAAAACAUAUACAAAUAACACGACGUGUUGAUGCUUUAAAGAACGAUUAUGCGACCAGUUCUUGUCUUAGUAAUGUUUGUCAACCUUAUGCUACGAUCAUCAGAAAUAGAUAUGUGUGGUUACUUUCCAUUUCAUUGUUCUCGUACUGUUUAGGAAUAUAUCUUGUCGGUUUACACCUGCCUUCUUUUAUUGUCUCCAAAGGAUUUUCCGCCAUCCAGGCUGCAUCCCUGAUUUCUCUAAUGGGAUUUUUCUCGGCAUUUGGGAGAUUGACAGCAGGUGUUCUGGAAACAUGGAAUUUGUGAACGAUAUGACUGUGUAUGCUGUGCCGCCUCUCAUAUUAUCCGUUGUCAUCUUUACGUAUCCGCUGUUUGCCAACGCUUUCGCUGGACAUAUUGCAUUUGCUGUGAUCUUCGGACUCCUUUUUGGGUCUCUGUUCGUCAUGUACCAGUCGGUGAAUGUUCAUUAUGUGGGAAUAAAGAACUUGUCCGUGGCAUUAGGAGUGGAGUUUAUGGUAUGUGGAAUUGGUGGAAUAAUUGGACCUGUUUUAGCCGGACUGCUAAUAGACAUGGGAGGGUCGUAUGAGCUGUCUCUUCAGCUUGCAGGCGUUUUCAUUCUUCUUGCCAGUAUCACAGGUCUCAUGACAUUGUGUUUCAAACCCACAGAGACGCCAAACGUUAUCUGCUCCAUCGACGACGCAGAGUUAUCAAUGAAAACGAAUGAGUGACAUAAAAAUAUUUUAUAUACAUAUGUUACUGUUCAUCUCCACAUAAGCCGGUGCUAGGGCUGGGACAGUGUUGCAUUUACUCGUAUCAGUAUAGGGAAUCAACAGUUACAAUCAAACCGACAGGACUUUGGAUGCAUUGUGUUCUUUUAAUGUUAUCUCCAUGUAUUUAAAAACCUGCCUACAUCAAAUAAGGCCUGAGUACAUCAAACUAUAAAUAAUAAUGUGUGUGUUCAUAGUAUUGUACACGACAAAAAUAUUAUAAAGGAUACGACAGUCCCACAUGCACCAUCAUAUUUAUUAAAAGUGUAAUAAUAAAAAUCUGUCGCAAUUGUAUAAUAAGUUUUAUAUAACAUUUUAAUGAGUACUAAUACAAGAACGACACAUGGCGUCUGAGCGUAUAGUGGUGUAUUUUCUGUUGUCUGUAUAAUUACGUACAUGGGUUAUGGAUAAUUUUCGAAGAGAACCAUAACAAUUUUAGUGCAUUUUAUAAGUUUCCAUUUAUUUCAUUUGAUAGUUCGAAACAUAUUCGAUAGUAUAUAUGUUUUAUUUACUCUAUUUUUAUUUUGCUUUUCCUUCUGGUUUGUACAAUGAUGCAUUCAGUAUAAGACAAUUUGCAGACAUAGUUUAAAAACUUGAAUUAACUUGCUUAGGCGAAUUAUGUCUAAUGGCUGUCUUUGAAAUGAAUGCAUCGUUCUUAUUUAAGAGUUGUCAAUGUUGCUCUGGCUUGAUGCAUUAAUUUAGAUGCAAUUACUGUAUGCGGUCGUUGAGUACUUGAAAUUACUUUAUCA